AUGUUGUAUUACAAUCUCAUUCUAAAUUUGAUUUUUUUACUCAUUUUUAAAAUCAAUUCAAGUUUUACAUCUGAUUCGAUUUCUAAUCAUUCUUUGAAAUUAGAUAUAAACAAUAAGCAAGAAUUAAAACAAGUUACUAUCAAUUCAAUUCAAAACUUAUUAAAAUAUUAUACACCUACACCUACUGGUGUUUUUGAUGAAGCUCAAAUUCCCUGGUGGACAUCAGCUGUGAUCUGGGGUUCAUUAUUCGAUUACGCAAGAUGGUCAAAAGAUGAACAAUUUGUGAAUAUUUCAACCGAAGCUUUAACUAACAUGUCAUAUGGAAAAGAACAUGAUUUCUUAGGUGGUGAUCUAAUCAAUUCUACGGCUAAGAUCGCUGAAAGAUGGAAUGAUGAUAUCUUAUGGGCAAGUCAAGCAGUGGUCUCUGGAGCAAAACUUUUUGGUCCUAAUUCUACGAUGGGAAACUCAGGAGGAAGUUGGAUUUCACUCGCUACUAAAACAUUUGAUCAAGCCGCCGAGCAAAUCGAUAAUAAAUGUGGUGGUGGUGUUUAUUGGUAUCGAAAUCGGAAUACGAAAGCAGGAACAUAUAAAGCUGUGAUCACUCAACUAGAGUUCAUCUCACAAGGAGCCACCACCUAUAUCUUGACUAAGAAUGAAACGAUCCUUUCUCAAUCAAAAGAGAUCUUAGAUUGGGUUCUUACUUCUGGGAUUAGUAAUCCUAAGACAGGUUUGAUUUUGGACGGAGUUUCGACCACGAAUUGUAGUGAUUAUACUGAAUUACUUUGGACUUAUAGUUAUGGUCAAUUGAUUGGUGCUCUUGCAUGGAUGCACAAAGCAACUAAAUUACAGAAGUAUCUAGAUAUGGCGAUACCUUUUCUUGAUUUUGCUAUCAAGACGUUUGCUGGACCAGAAAGAUCAGGUGUGAUUACUGAACUUUGUGAAGACGAUCAAAAUUGUCAUCGAGAUCAACAUGCAUUCAAAGGAAUCUUUUCACUUAAUUUAGUUUAUCUUUACAAAUUUACAAAUGAUCUUCAAGUCAAAACCGAAAUCAGUAAUUUAAUCUUCACUUCAGUUAAUUCUAUGGUCAGCCAUUCUUGUGAUUUAGAUUGGAAUUGUAAUGGGAAUUGGAAUUCGGGUUUGAUGGAUGGAAAAUUUAAAAAAGAUUUACCUUCUCAACAAGUUAGUACUGCUUUAUUGAUUUCUGCUGUUGGAAUUAGAUUUCAUCAAGAUUCAUCUCAUCAUCAUCAUCAAACAAAACCUCAAAUCAGAUCACCUUGA
Melampsora larici-populina 98AG31 is the source of this 1278-nucleotide messenger RNA. RefSeq names its product family 76 glycoside hydrolase. NCBI's taxonomy places the organism in Eukaryota, Fungi, Basidiomycota, Pucciniomycetes, Pucciniales, Melampsoraceae. The transcript has 7 exons. The record is from RefSeq and is a predicted model, not a curated record. The coding region runs from base 1 to 1278 and encodes 425 amino acids. Gene Ontology annotation, molecular function: mannan endo-1,6-alpha-mannosidase activity. Gene Ontology annotation, biological process: fungal-type cell wall biogenesis; carbohydrate catabolic process.